AUGCAUACAAUAUCUUUUAUUACUUUUAUUAUUUUAUUACAAUCAAUUGUUCAACCAUCGUCGAUAAUAUUAACUUCUAAUGUAGCUAAAUGUUUAAGUGACUUAGCAACACAAGAACUUUCUGAUUCAUAUAAUUAUCUUCAAUUAUCAUCAAAAUUUGGUGCAACAAAUGCGUAUCCUGGUUUUUCAAGUCUAUUUAUUAAAUUAAGCGAUGAUGAUUCAUCAAAAGCUCAUGAUCUUAUUAAAUUUUUAACAUUACGUAGAGCUAAACUUGAUCGAUUAAUAAAUACAAAUGGUGUAAGAAUUCGUACUGAAAUAACAAAUGCAAUGGAUAUUUAUAAUGGUUUAUUAGAAGCACGUAAUCAAAAUAAAGAAGCAUGGAAUAUAGUUGUACGAUGUCAUCAAGAAGCUGCCAAUAUUAGUGAUGCUAAUGUUCAGGAUUAUCUUGAAUCACAUAUUUUAGAACAUCAUAUUGAAAUUGAUAAACAUUUAGCAGAUUUUGAAAAUCGUCUCAAUCAAGCUCCAAUAUCAGAAAAAAAAUUAGCAACAUUUAUGCUUGAUGAAGAACUUUUAGAUACAUAUGGUGAUCGUCGUAAAGAUAUUUUUUAA
Messenger RNA from Rotaria sordida, 609 nucleotides. The record is from the annotation of a GenBank genome assembly. NCBI's taxonomy places the organism in Eukaryota, Metazoa, Rotifera, Eurotatoria, Philodinida, Philodinidae.